Messenger RNA from Fukomys damarensis (Damara mole-rat), 1149 nucleotides. RefSeq names its product distal-less homeobox 2 (gene Dlx2). The transcript has 4 exons. Lineage: Eukaryota; Metazoa; Chordata; Mammalia; Rodentia; Bathyergidae. Gene Ontology annotation, biological process: embryo development; negative regulation of transcription by RNA polymerase II; cell differentiation. The coding region runs from base 209 to 1102 and encodes 297 amino acids. Gene Ontology annotation, molecular function: RNA polymerase II cis-regulatory region sequence-specific DNA binding; DNA-binding transcription factor activity, RNA polymerase II-specific. The record is from RefSeq and is a predicted model, not a curated record.
GAGCCGAGAGGAUGCGGCCGGCGGCUGCUGUCCCGAGCGGCACGCGGUGAUCGCCCUCCCGAGGAGGAGGCGCCUAGACCGUUGCCUCAUUUCUUGCCCCCCCUCUCCGUAAUUACAUUGGCUACUGGAAGGGACCGAGAGAGACAGAGGAGGCGCCAGGCUUCCCCCUCACGCCCGCCACCCCUGCUCUUUCCCGUCCCGGGCCAGGAUGACUGGAGUCUUUGACAGUCUGGUGGCUGAUAUGCACUCGACCCAGAUCACGGCCUCCAGCACUUACCACCAACACCAGCAGCCCCCGAGCGGCGGCGGCGCCGGCCCCGGCGGCAGCAAUGGCAGCAGCAGCAGCCUGCACAAGCCCCAGGAGUCGCCAACCCUUCCGGUGUCCACGGCCACCGACAGCAGCUACUACACCAACCAGCAGCACCCGGCGGGCGGCGGCGGCGGGGGGGCCUCACCCUAUGCUCACAUGGGCUCCUACCAGUACCACACCAGCGGCCUCAACAACGUCCCCUACUCCGCCAAGAGCAGCUAUGACCUGGGCUACACGGCCGCCUACAGCUCCUACGCGCCCUACGGGACCAGUUCGUCUCCAGCCAACAACGAGCCUGAGAAGGAAGACCUCGAGCCUGAAAUCCGGAUCGUGAACGGGAAGCCAAAGAAAGUCCGGAAACCCCGCACUAUCUAUUCCAGUUUCCAGCUGGCGGCUCUUCAGCGGCGCUUCCAAAAGACUCAGUACCUGGCGCUGCCUGAGCGAGCCGAGCUGGCGGCGUCUCUAGGCCUCACCCAGACUCAGGUCAAAAUCUGGUUCCAAAACCGCAGAUCCAAGUUCAAGAAGAUGUGGAAGAGUGGAGAGAUCCCCUCCGAGCAGCACCCUGGGGCCAGCGCUUCGCCACCUUCCGGCAGCAACGGCUCCAGCCCGAGUAGCGCGGCCUCGGCUUUUCUCGGCAACUAUCCUUGGUACCACCAGGCCUCUGGCUCCGCGUCGCACCUGCAGGCCACCGCGCCACUGCUUCACCCCACGCAGACCCCGCAGCCUCACCACCAUCAUCACCAUCACCACGGUGGCGGGGGUGCCCCGGUGAGCGCAGGGACGAUUUUCUAACCCCAGGGUGCCCGCACCAGAGACUGAGCAAACACCCGUGAGCCUCU